Molecule: messenger RNA, 1530 nt
Organism: Medicago truncatula (barrel medic)
Lineage: Eukaryota; Viridiplantae; Streptophyta; Magnoliopsida; Fabales; Fabaceae
Product: auxin-responsive protein IAA8
Exons: 7
Coding region: 216-1259 (347 amino acids)
Biological process (GO): regulation of DNA-templated transcription
Cellular component (GO): nucleus
Source: RefSeq, a predicted model, not a curated record
GCAAGGAUUCUUAGUUUAUGUUACUUUGUGACAAAUGGAGGAUUCUUAGUUUUUGUUUCUUCUUUUCCUUUCACUUUGUACUCUCAAGUCUCAAGCAAAAUCUCUAACCUCUCUCUUCUCUUCCACUUCCUCUUCACUCUUUUGAUCUUGCUGAUUCUUCGGGGUAUUGAAAGAUUGAAGCUUUUUUUCUUGUUUGAAACUUUGUAUUCAUUGUGAUGUCUCUACCAAGGCUAGGGAUAGGUGAUGAGGAAAGUAAAAGCAAUGUUACUUUGUUGGAAAAAAGUUUGCAUUUGAAUGGUUCAAAACCAAAAGAGUUCAACUACAUGGGAUUACCAUCCUCUAAUUGUUCAUCAGUGGAUAGUUCAGUUCCAAAAAUUCAAUCUUUUAAAGAUGAGACCAAAAGUAAUUUGAAUCUUAAAGCUACUGAGCUUAGAUUGGGACUUCCAGGAUCACUUUCUCCUGAAAGAGAUUCAUCAGAUUUUUGUUUGAGAAGUUCAAAGCAGUUUGAUGAAAAGCCUCUUUUUCCUUUGCACCCUCAAAAAGAUGAUCAUCUUUUUGAAUCAAAGCCUGCUGUUUUAGGUAACAAAAGAGGGUUUUCUGAUGCCAUGAAUGUUUUUUCAGAGGGGAAAUUGAAGCCUAGCUCCAAAAUGCUUGAGAAUGUUGCCGGGCAGAAAGUGAAAGCCGAUGAAAUAGCAACAGUUAAGAUUGGUCUUGAGAGACCUAAUGGUGUUGGUGAAAGCAAACCAGGUCUUAAUGGUUCUGCAAAUAAUGGAAAUAGCACUGCUCCUGCUAGCAAGGCACAGGUUGUUGGUUGGCCUCCAAUAAGAUCAUUUAGGAAAAAUUCAUUAACAACUGCUUCAAAGAACACUGAAGAGGUUGAUGGAAAAUUGGGAUCAGGAGGUGCAGUGUUUGUGAAGGUUAGCAUGGAUGGUGCUCCUUAUUUAAGAAAAGUAGACUUGAAGAAUUACACUGCAUAUUCAGAACUAUCUUCUUCUCUUGAGAAGAUGUUCAGCUGUUUCACCAUAGGUCAAUGUGAAUCUCAUGGAAACCAGAUGCUGAAUGAAACCAAGCUGAGGGAUCUGCUUCAUGGGUCAGAAUAUGUUAUUACUUAUGAGGAUAAAGAUGGUGAUUGGAUGCUUGUCGGUGAUGUUCCCUGGGAGAUGUUUAUUGAUACAUGCAGGAGACUAAGAAUCAUGAAGAGCUCUGAUGCCAUUGGUUUAGCCCCCAGAGCAGUUGAAAAAAGUAAAAGCAGGAACUAAGCAGUAAGCAGUAUCAAUAAUGGUCACACACACUCUAUCUAUCUAACUGUCUAUGGUGUGAAAAUGUUUCAGUUUUUUUGUUUUUAUUAUUGUCACAAUUUAUAUAAUCCCUAAGACAUUUUAGUGUGAAAGAUUCUUAUAUGUCCUGUUGUGAAGGAUUAGUGUGUGAAACUGUGAAAUAUUGCAUUAUAUAUGUUUGUGGCUUUGUGUGUUGUUGAAAACAAAAAACUGUUUAACUUAAUAUGGAAUGUAACUUUUACAGUUUCUAUGA